AUGUUGACGGACGCCAUGGCCGCCGAUUCCCACCGCAAGCUGGAGGUGAUUCGACAUAUGGCGCACAAUGAAGUUUACAUCGUUCUGGACUACAAAAUGAAGCUGGAUCCGAUGUACCCUCGCGAGACAACGAUUCAGCACUACGGCAAGCGCGGCAUCAGCUGGCAUGGGGCGUGCGUGAUAUACAAAGACUCUCAGAGCACGCACAAUAUGCGGUAUAUGGAUCAUUUGAUCCACAACGACAACCGUCAAGAUCCAGGGUCCGUUCUGGCCCUGAUGGAGCUGAUUCUCCUUCAGGUCAAAACUGAGUUUCCCACAACUGCGAUGGCGUCGUUCCAAUCGGACAAUGCGUCUACCUACCAAAACCAGUUUUUGCCCCUCUAUUUGAAGGACAUCUCGAUUGGAUUAACCGCUUCAUAG
This is a messenger RNA of Aphanomyces astaci, 420 nucleotides long. RefSeq lists its product as hypothetical. Lineage: Eukaryota; Oomycota; Saprolegniomycetes; Saprolegniales; Verrucalvaceae. The record is from RefSeq and is a predicted model, not a curated record. The transcript has 4 exons. The coding region runs from base 1 to 420 and encodes 139 amino acids.